Molecule: messenger RNA, 597 nt
Organism: Caenorhabditis remanei
Lineage: Eukaryota; Metazoa; Nematoda; Chromadorea; Rhabditida; Rhabditidae
Exons: 2
Coding region: 1-597 (198 amino acids)
Cellular component (GO): plasma membrane
Molecular function (GO): ATP hydrolysis activity; ATP binding
Source: RefSeq, a predicted model, not a curated record
AUGAUAGGAUUGGAAAUGAAAAGGACUGUAAAAGCGAAUGGGAAUGAGAUUGGACAGAGUAUUUCGUUGAUUUCGGGUUUUGCACAACAACAAGAAAUAUUCGUGCCAACGUUGACAGUCGAUGAGUAUUUGAUGAUUCAGGCGAAACUACGAAUGCAAGAGAGCCAAGCGAUUCGUCGGGAGCGUGUUGACGAGAUAAUUGAAAUGCUCGGGCUCAAUAAGCGUCGAGAUUCGAAAAUUGGGAAUCCUGGCUUAGUGAAAGGGAUUUCUGGUGGUGAAGCACGUCGUCUGACGUUCGCAUGUGAACUUCUCUCGAAUCCAUCUCUAAUGUUCGCAGAUGAACCAACAUCUGGUUUAGACUCUUUUAUGGCUGCCAGUGUUGUUCAGAUUAUGAGAAAUUUGGCGAAUUCCGGAAGAACUUUGAUUGCAAUCAUUCAUCAACCGACUGCAGAUUUGUGUCCUGAUUUCAGUGCUAGUCGAACAAUCCGCCACGUCGCCUUCGCAGUUCCAGCAUCUGGCUUGUUUGCCUUGUUGAGUGGAUUAUAUGGAAACACUAGCAACUUUCCAGUCUACAUUCGAUGGAUGCAAUGGACCUAG